This is a messenger RNA of Pocillopora verrucosa, 1016 nucleotides long. Its product is annotated as sperm axonemal maintenance protein CFAP97D1. Lineage: Eukaryota; Metazoa; Cnidaria; Anthozoa; Scleractinia; Pocilloporidae. The record is from RefSeq and is a predicted model, not a curated record.
GCCAGGAGCUACGGUCAAAUUGUCUCAGUCUCUUCAUCUGAAGUUAUUGCUGUCUCUCUCUUCAGCUCAUAUUUGAUUUUCCUCAUCACUGAAAAUCAAGAUGCAUAGAUCCUACCAGCCAAUUACGCCUGCCAAUAACAAGCUUCUAAAGAAAAGAUGGGACAUGAGUAGCUAUAACACGCACAGAAGAAAGGUUCAGUCUGCCAAAGCAGUUAUCGACAACAAACCUCCCCAGACUUAUAUGCAUUUGCAUCUAAAGUUAAAGAAGUUACAGGUGGAGGAAGAGAGAUUAGCCACUAUAGAAAGAGACAAUCGUAUUCUGCUGGAAAAGAUGUCGUUUGUUAUGAGGACACGAGGCAGAGUUGACAACAGAAAUGAUUAUGAACACAAGAGUCUGAACAAGACAAAGAGACAGAGAGAACUCCUUAGAGUUACUCAUGAAAAUCAGGCUAUUUUGAAGAGGAUAACUGCAAAAGAACCACAUUAUAAUCAUCUUCAAUGGGAGGAUGAAUGGCAAAUCAAUGAAACAUAUAUGGACAAUAUUUCCAAGUAUCCAAAGGAUUGGUACAAACAGCUGAUGAGCAAGAAGAAACCAAAGGAAGGAGAGAAAACUGAGCGAGCUAAAGGAGACAAGAGACACAGCAUAUAUUCUGUGGAAAGUGGAAAGGAAGGUAAGAACAAACCUGAACCAACUGAUAAUGAUGAAGGUGCAGACGAUGGAAACAAAGUUGAAGAAGACAAAGAGGCUGUUAAAGAAUAAUGGCAGUACUUAAUUUAUGAAUUAUGAGAGUGCAAUGUUUAAGAUUUAUUAUUUUAUAAUACCGUUUUAAUUGUACAAAAGAUUUUUUAUCAGACGAGUGUGAUAAUUUGAAUUUUGUUACCUUUGCAUUUUUUUUUCUUUUCAAAAAAGCAAUUUUCAUUUUUCUUACGACUUUAAAAGUCUACACCUCAAUAUAUUUCUUUGCUGUAAGAGGAAAUGAAGUAAACUCUUUCCACUUAAUGUACAGCAAAUAUGU